This is a messenger RNA of Cylindrotheca closterium, 1029 nucleotides long. NCBI's taxonomy places the organism in Eukaryota, Bacillariophyta, Bacillariophyceae, Bacillariales, Bacillariaceae. The record is from the annotation of a GenBank genome assembly.
AUGGCCAGAGCCAUCGAUCCCGCCUUGUUGCAGAAGGUGGCCAUCAAACAACAGUCGAUGGAGAUGCCAUUAGUUCCAGAAAUCAUCCAGCCGCAAUGGAGAAACGAGAAAGCGGAUGAUCUGAAGGUGGAAGUAAAGAAAGAAAAACCAAAGGACGACGACACUGCGAGGGCUCAUAUUGUUGUCCAGCAUCACUAUCACGAUCACAGCAUGGACCGAAUUGGACAAUUCAAGCAAGACAACCAUCCAGCUCGCGGCGGUGUGAUCACCCCUUUCCCCUUGAAACUUCACGAGAUGCUCAGAGAUUUAGAGCAAGAUGGAUUUGGCCAUAUCGUUUCAUGGCAACCCCACGGACGUUGCUUUGUGGUACACAAGUCUGACGAGUUUGUCCACCUCUUGCCUCGAUACUUCAAGCUGUCCAAGCUUGCGAGCUUUCAGCGCCAGUUGAAUCUGUAUGGAUUCCAGCGCUUAACUCACGGAAAGGAUCGUGGAGGCUACUACCAUGAACUCUUUCUUCGUUCGAUGCCAUUUUUGGCCCAAGGUAUUCAACGAAUCAAGGUGAAGGGAACUGGUGUUCGAGCAAGAUCCAACCCUCAUCAAGAACCAAACUUCUACAAGAUGUCCUUUGUUGGUACUAGAUCCCUUUCCGUACCCAUGCCCCUCCCAAGAUCAAGACCCGUCGCGUCCUUCCCAACUACAUUCAUGCCUAUCCCGUCUCCCAUGUCACUGUCCAUUCCAACACCAGUUAUGUCGCAGCCUGCGCCACAUGCUUCAUUGCCACUUCAGAGUUCCUAUUCGCUGGAACCUAGAGCAGUCGAAGAUUUUGAUGUGAUUUGUGGGUUUGGAAACAAGAAGUUCCACUACUUGGACCCUCAUCAACUUCAAGAAGCUGAGAAGGCACGAAAAGUCGAGAUGGCUCCUCAAAAUGCUGCAGGUUUCUUCAAAGACUUUGUCUUUCCGAGCGACAUUGGUGUCGAAAUUGAGGACGACGAGGUUUUUGGAAAUAUGCUUGAACAAAUGAUUUCCUAG